GAACUAAAAUCAGACGGACCUACUUCCUGUUUUGAUUUCAUUCCUCCUGUCAGAAGGAACAGUAGUGAUGAUGAUCUCAGAGCUGUGCUUGUUUCUCUCUACAUAACUUCAUCUUCGGUUCUGUUUUGUUUUCUCAUCCCUGGGGUUAAGUAUAAUAACAGGUCGUGAUGUCUCUGAGUUCGGGUGUUUGGGCUCCGGUGUUUCCGUCACCGUCGUUACAGCAGAGCUCGAGCUCGGGUUGCAGCACGGUACUGAUGUCAGUGCGCGUGUCGGUGUCACGAGGGACGCUGCGGCCGUUCAGCUCCCCCGGUGCCGUGGAUGAUGACGCGUCUCUCCGUCUGCAGCUCAGCAUGGACCCGAACCGGCCCGGAGAAUUCCGCCUCACCGUCAGAGACUCCGGCAGUAACGGCAGGAUCACGUCUCUGGCAGAGUUCGAGCUGCGUGCAGUGAGGUACGAGAUCAAGUCACCUCGCUGCCACGAGCUGUGUGUCAUCAAGCCGCCGCAUGACACGCUGGUCUUCACUUUUCGCAGCGAGCAGGAGGCCCAGGAGUGGGCCACUGUCAUGAUCUCAUCACUGAGGGAAGCCCACAGAGUCGCCGGCAUUGCCUCUCAUCCCACUGAUGACUCAGUACCUUACCUGAAACCCGUCGAGCAGAGUGCAGCCUUGUCAUUAUCAGCAAAAGAGGAGCUGUGUGCUGAUUUGGCCAGAGCCAUUAAAGCCGGAGACGCUCAGGAAGCAAUGCAGCACGCUACAUCCCUAGCACACCAGCAGAUGGCACUCACCAUCCAGCCAGCUGAAAAGGACCCUGAAGACGAAGAGAUCAGCUUAGCAGUUGCUGUUGAAGAUGCCACGUCUUCCUGUUGCGUCACGGUGAAAGUCGCCCCCCACAUGACUGUAGCGUCUCUCAAGCAGCAGAUGUUUGCUGAAUAUGGUUUUCACCCACGAGUGCAGUGCUGGGUCAUAGGUCAGUGUUUGUGCUCCGAGCAGCGCUCUCUGGUGUCGUACGGCGUGUGUCGAGACGGAGAUACGGCAUUUCUCUACCUCCUCUCAGCGCGCCACGCCAGCCUCAGCCGACUGCAGUGCCAGCAGGACCAGGAGAGCGCCCUCCUCGCACCCGCGCCCAAACCAGCACCGACCCCGGCACCACUCAGCCACGACUGGAGAGGAUACAGCACGCUGCCUCCCCGACUACAUCACGCCAACGCAGGAAGCAGUGGUGGCGGAGCUGGGAAGCAUAGCAUCGGUGACAUCAUGAACCUGGAGAGACUGCAGCUGCGUGGACCCGGAGUGAGACCAACAAACACACAGUUGAGAAUUCGGGGCCUUGCUCAAGGAUCCAGGUGUACCAGCUUGGCAGUGGUGGGAUUUGAACAUGAAACCUGUAGUCUAACAUCCUCUCCUCAGCUGGGUUGGUCGUGUCCUUCAUGCACGUUCAUAAACAAACCAACGAGGCCCGGCUGUGAAAUCUGCAGCACAGAAAGACCCGCUCGUCUGGAGCUCAGCGCGUCCGAGGAAGCGGCUCUUUUGCUCUAAGUGCUCUCCGAACAACACUGUGAACUUUUUCAGCUGGGAGGAGGCCAGUACAGAUAUGGAAAAGAUAUAUUGCGGAUAUAUAAAGAUGAUACAUUGCGCUGCGUGAAAAAAAAGUCACACUGCGUGAAAAAAAAAGGUGAGAAAAAGUCUCCCUGAACUCAUAACGUAUCUAGGAAUCUGUAUUGCCACGUGCCAUGCUCUUUUAUUUGUGUCGCUAUCCAUCAAAGACGCUUCGGCGCCAUCUGAGCCGAGAUCGAUUACACGCGAGUGAGCGAUGAAGACGGCGAUGAAGACGACAGUGAAACUUCACAGAGGAGAUCAUCAAACAUCAGCUCCUUUACUGUCCUUAAAGUUCACUGUCUCUACAAAUAAACAGCAGUUUUCCUUUUUAUUAAAAGCAGCCUUGAUAUUUUUUCUUUUUCUUUUAAUAAGCAAUAAAUCACACAUGGCAUAAAAAAUUAUGAUUUGAUAAAGUGAGUUAUUGUCACUGCCAUGAUGUUUUGUUUAUUUUUUUUAAAUUAUUAUUAUUAUUUUUAAGAAAAUGCAUCAUAGUCGUAUCCAUUUAGAGUUAUGUUUAAUGCUGUGUAAUGUCUGUGACACCAUUUCCUGUUAUCACUUCUAUUACAGCAGCUCUUUUUAAAUCUUUCGUGAAGUCAGACAAUCGCAGCUUGGCAUCUUACUGAGAAACCGCUAACUCCUCUGUAACUUCCUCUGUCUUGUGGCAGAAAACUUACUAACUGUAACAAAAAUCCUUUCAUAAAUAUUAGAAGUCUCCUUCUGGAAAACUUCUCUCUUUCAUCAGUUUCUA
Tachysurus fulvidraco (yellow catfish) is the source of this 2343-nucleotide messenger RNA. It is a transcript of the gene sharpin, whose product is annotated as SHANK-associated RH domain interacting protein. Gene Ontology annotation, biological process: positive regulation of canonical NF-kappaB signal transduction; proteasome-mediated ubiquitin-dependent protein catabolic process; protein linear polyubiquitination. The record is from RefSeq and is a predicted model, not a curated record. The transcript has 9 exons. NCBI's taxonomy places the organism in Eukaryota, Metazoa, Chordata, Actinopteri, Siluriformes, Bagridae. Bases 168 to 1535 code for a protein of 455 amino acids. Gene Ontology annotation, molecular function: ubiquitin binding; ubiquitin-protein transferase activity. Gene Ontology annotation, cellular component: LUBAC complex.